ACCGCAUGAAUGUUACAUUAUCACCUGCAUUCAUUUGGGUUUGGUGCAAUUAAUAUAUAAAAGACACACACUGUCUUUUGAAGUUCAUAAACGGUUCUCCAUUGAAUCCCCAUGGAUAAGAUCAAAUAAUUUCUUUUUCUUUUUUUUAGUGCCCAAAGAAGUUACCUUUCAAUUCUUCCAUUUCCACACACAUAUAUAAAUAAUCAUCCCACAACCUCUGCAAAACUACCCCUCAUUGUAGCCAGUUAUGAGUUACCUACCGUUUCUAAAGAAACUACUAGUUCUUUAGACCACUUUCUUUCCCUUCUUCAACCCCCAUUGAGUUUUCUCUCAUUUUUCCAAGCUUCAACACCAUGAAUAUUGCGCAUUUCUUGUUCGGCAUAUUUGGGAAUGCUUCUGGUUUGUUCCUCUUCUUGGCCCCAACGGUAACAUUCAAGAGGGUCAUUGCGAACAAAUCCACAGAGAAAUUCUCUGGCGUUCCUUACCCUAUGACACUUCUCAACUGUCUCCUUUCAACUUGGUAUGGUUUACCUUUUGUGUCCCCACACAACAUUCUAGUAUCAAUAGUCAAUGGCACAGGAGCAGUGAUUGAAAUCAUAUACGUUUUCAUCUUCGUGUUGUUUGCACCCAAGAGAGAGAAAGCAAAGAUUCUUGGUCUUUUCUCGUUCGUGGUGGCGGUGUUUUCUGGUGUUGUUCUGGUGUCUCUGUUGGCUCUGCAUGGAAACACCAGAACACUCUUCUGUGGUUUCGCUGCUGCAAUAUUUUCCAUCAUCAUGUAUGGGUCACCUCUCUCCAUCAUGAGGCUAGUGAUCAGAACGAAGAGCGUGGAGUUUAUGCCCUUCUUUCUGUCACUGUUUGUGUUCCUGUGUGGCACUUCCUGGUUCAUCUACGGUCUAAUUGGUCGUGACCCAUUUGUGGCUGUACCUAACGGCGUGGGUUCACUGCUGGGAGCGACGCAGCUCAUACUCUAUUUUAUAUACCGUCACAGUAAAAGUGAUCCCAAGAAGGAAACAGCAACAGAAGAAGAAGAAGGAACCGUGGAGAUGCCGAACCAGAACCAGACCAACUCCAAUAGAACAACUCCUCAAGAGGAACGCGUCUAGAGGAACAUAUAAGACCACCUCUUUGAUUUCGACAGUGCUUAUACUUUUGUUGUUGUUUGUUGUCGUCUCUGUGUUUUCUCAAUGAUUUGGAUCUUCUUACAGUUUUCCUUUUGAUAAUGGUUUUGUUAGGUUAGCCAUUGUCGCUUCUGUUUCUUUUUGUUUGUUAUCUUCGUUUUCUUUCUUUCUCUCUCCCAUGGAAACAGUUACAGAGCUAUUUUGUGUUUGGAUGAAGUUUGAAGAAAAUGUGAAUAUAUGGAAAUAGUAAUAGUUUUUGUUCGUAA
Messenger RNA from Vigna unguiculata (cowpea), 1384 nucleotides. Its product is annotated as bidirectional sugar transporter SWEET1-like. Gene Ontology annotation, molecular function: sugar transmembrane transporter activity. Gene Ontology annotation, biological process: carbohydrate transport. NCBI's taxonomy places the organism in Eukaryota, Viridiplantae, Streptophyta, Magnoliopsida, Fabales, Fabaceae. Gene Ontology annotation, cellular component: membrane. The record is from RefSeq and is a predicted model, not a curated record.